GUAUGCGCUGCAAUGCCCAACUGCAGCCCACGCAUCUGGUGAAUUAUGGUGAAAUAUGAGAGACACAGAAAGAGCCGGCAGCUCAAAAACAGUUAGUCGUGAUGAGAUGACACAGCCGCUGCACUGAUUAGUCAAAUAGGGGAGAAGGACAGAUAUGAAGGAAUAGACGAACGACCUGAAGGCAACUUAAAAGAGGAGACAAACUGGAUAAAAUACAUGCGUCUGUGCGCCAAGAGAAUCGCGCUGUUUGCAGGCAGAUCUGCCUGUAUCUAAGUGUGUGGAGCCUUUACAUCCUCCUGGCCAAACGUGGCCCCACCUUGUCUGAAAGCUGCAGGCCCUAUCUCUUUCCACCAUGACGGUUGCUACCAGCGACCCUACGGAUGAAGCAGCAGCACAUCCAGGUCAGCCUCAUGAGCAAUACGACCCAGAACCAGAUCACGAGUGUUGUGAGAGGGUUGUCAUCAACAUCUCUGGCUUACGCUUUGAGACUCAACUGAAGACGCUGUCUCAGUUUCCAGAGACACUGUUGGGUGAUCCGAAGAAAAGGAUGAGGUAUUUUGAUCCCCUCAGGAAUGAAUACUUUUUUGAUCGGAAUCGACCAAGUUUUGAUGCUAUUCUGUAUUACUACCAGUCUGGAGGGAGGCUGCGCCGGCCUGUCAAUGUGACCCUGGACAUUUUUUCUGAGGAGAUCCGGUUUUAUGAAUUAGGUGAGGAGGCUAUGGAAAUCUUCAGGGAAGAUGAAGGUUUCAUAAAGGAAGAGGAGCGACCACUGCCAGAGAAUGAGUUUCAGAGACAAGUGUGGCUUCUGUUUGAAUACCCAGAAAGCUCAGGUCCAGCUCGCAUCAUUGCCAUAAUCUCUGUCAUGGUGAUUCUUAUCUCUAUUGUCAGCUUCUGUCUGGAAACACUGCCAGUUUUCCGCAAUGAAGAUGAGGAGAUUUACAGUUAUCCAUUCCAGUCCAUGUCCAACUCCACCUCUACUUAUGAUAGCUCAACAUAUUUUACAGAUCCUUUCUUUAUUGUGGAGACCCUCUGCAUCAUCUGGUUCUCCUUUGAGUUCCUAGUUAGGUUCUUUGCCUGCCCGAGCAAAGCUGGAUUUUUUGGCAACAUCAUGAACAUCAUAGAUAUUGUAGCGAUCAUUCCUUACUUCAUUACCCUGGGUACAGAGCUUGCAGAAAGACCAGAGGACAGCCAGGCAGGCCAGCAGGCUAUGUCUUUGGCUAUUCUUCGUGUCAUUCGUCUAGUGAGGGUGUUUCGUAUUUUCAAACUCUCACGCCAUUCUAAAGGGCUCCAAAUCUUAGGGCAGACUCUUAAAGCUAGUAUGCGUGAGCUGGGCCUACUCAUCUUCUUCCUGUUUAUUGGUGUAAUCCUCUUCUCCAGUGCAGUCUACUUUGCAGAAGCAGAUGAGCCACAUUCCCAGUUCAGCAGCAUCCCCGAAGCCUUUUGGUGGGCAGUGGUUUCUAUGACUACAGUAGGCUACGGAGACAUGGUCCCAACAACUAUUGGAGGAAAAAUUGUGGGGUCUCUUUGUGCUAUUGCUGGUGUGCUGACUAUUGCACUCCCUGUGCCUGUCAUUGUAUCCAAUUUCAACUACUUCUACCACAGAGAGACAGAAGGUGAGGAGCAGGCACAAUAUCUAAAUAUCUCAAGUGUGCCUAAAGCCAGCUCAGCUGAUGAUCUGAAGAAGAGUGGUCGAAGUGGCAGUGGAUCCACUCUUAGCAAGUCUGACUAUGUGGAGAUCCAGGAGGCUGUUAACCACAGCAUAGAGGACUUCAGACCAGAAGGCAUGAAAACAGGAAACUGUACACUGACCAACACUAACUAUGUAAACAUCACUAAGAUGCGUACAGAUGUAUAAUGUCAACCUCUGCUGGGAUUUGAAGAGACUUUAGCAAGAGGAAGAAUGGGUGGCUUCCACUACUGGCCAUGUUUGGGGCCGAGUAAGGGCGUACGGAGCAGGGUGAGAGUGAGAUCAACAUGGAAAAAGGGUCAUAUUCCCUCACUAAUUUGUGCAUAUCUUAAAACUGCCAUCCAUCUUAUUUAGGACAUUGUGAAUGUCUGCAUGGAGUGAGUCUUAAAAUACCUACAAUAUGUGACAGUCAUCCUGCUUGCAUCAUUAGCCAAAUAGUAGCCAAACCAGUACUUAUCAAUUUCAAACAGUGUAAUGAGACCACCACUUUCUACCUUAUUGCUCACACUGCUACAGAGUAGAUACAUGAAAACAAUGAUUGAAAUAUGUUAUCUUUUUUAAAAUAGAAAUGUAACUUGUGAUUUAAACAGGUAAUACCAUCAGCAUUCAUGAGCAGCCUUAAUCUGCUGUUUUUAACUGCCAAGGUCCUGACUUAGAGAAAGACAGAAUCACCAACGUCACAGCUUUUCUGUGAGAGGAACUGAGCAAAACAGAUAGACAAAACAGUAAUGCUAUUUUCUGUCUAAAGGAAAGUUUUUGCUCUCUGUGUUAGUUAAAAAUCUUGAAUGCACUUCAGCAUUCAGUCAUACUCUGACCCUCAGUAGAUCUUUUACAGUACAAACUAGUGACAUCUGUAAAGACCAUUACUUGGAUCUGGAGUGCUGAAAAUAUGUACCUCAACAGCACAUCAGUGUUCUUUCCCCUCCAUUUCUUGUCAGUCAAAUCUAUCUCAAGUGACUUUAUUAUAUGUAUGUUGUAUGUAGACACUAGCCAAGACUUUGCCUUUUUGUGCUCUUACCAAUGAGGACUAGCAGAAAAACAUAAGAAAUGUCUCUCUGAACAUACCGAAUGUCUUGGUUGCUUAUUAAUGUUUUUUCAUAUAGUUUGUAAUUUUUUCUUUAUUUUUUUGUAUGAUUUUUUUUCUAAAUAGAUAAUGUACUUCUGAUAUAUAUUUUGUAUAGUUAACACGCACAGUGUUGAAUGAAAGAUAAGAAAUAUUUUCAUUGUCGUGUUCAGAGUGCCUAUUGCACCAUGCUCUUUAACUGUACCUUUAAGUGUCUCUCCAGACUGAUUUUGACUCCACUGCCCAGAAUAAUGUGUCCGUUCUUCACUUCAUAUCAUUUCACGUUAAAAUUAGAUUUAUAGGCAAAUGACCUUUAGUAAGUUGGAAUUUUUACCUGAAGCUCAUAUCAACACAGUCUAGGACUUUUUUUUUUACCUGCAAAGUUAACCAAUCUGUUAUGGAAUCAGUUAAGCUUUACAUGCUGUUAACUCUAAAAGACAGAAAUUGCAGAUUUUCAAAAACAUAUGGCCAAAGAAAAAGCUUAACUAAGAUUAGUCUGAGUGUGUUAACGUCCACAACUUGUCAGCAAACCUUUGUAUUACUAAAUCUUGGAAGAAUUUAUGGAAGUGUGUGAAGCUACAGUGAGCUUGCCUUCAGCUUCCAGCGAUAAAAUAAUCAUAGUGAUAAUUUUGAAUAAUUUGGCCAAUUCAAGGUGAUUCACCACUUUAGCCUGUCCUGCCUAUUUCCCUUUUAUUUCUCCCCUUAAGCAAUACUUCCAAAUAGUUAUUCCCCACAUGCCUGUGGAAGAAGUUGAUCUCAAGAUAAUCAUUUGCCACUGUUUUUUACUUUGUGCUGCCACAUGUUUAUAUAUGUAAUGGGCUCUAAAAAAUAAUCUGUCUCAGUUUGCUGUAUGCAAGUUAACCUGUCAUUCCACUGUACCAUUUUGUUGUCAUAUAGUAACGUAAGAUAGGGGUCCCUAUGUACUACAGAGCAGGUCCAUUUCUGCUUUUUGUGGAGCUGCAUGUCCUUUGAAAUUAUAGAAUGCACAAAUAUGAAUACUAUUUAAAAAGCAAAUUAACAACAUUAUAUUCUUAUGUCUUUAGAGAAGAUGGUACUUAUGUUGCAAUCAAUGUGAAGUUCUCACUUAUGGGAGGCAACUUAUAAGUCAUCUCUGGUGCCAUCAGGAUUGAGGACGUAUCAGCAUAGUAAUCAUUAGAGAAAACAGAAAAUGUUUAAGAUGUUGUCAACAUGGUGAAGUUACGAGCUAGCUGUCUCCAGACGAUGAAAUCUCAGUCCUACAAUUCAACAUGUGUAACCAUGUGCCAUAAUGAAAGCACAACAAUUUCUAUCUGCUGCCAGACCAAUGGAUGCACAGAGAUUCAUAGUCGGGUCAGUCUGAAUUUGCUCUGCUGAGUGCAUCAGAAUGCUACAAGGAAAUGUCUGAGUACCCCUAUAGCUGAUAUAUAGGUCCAUCAAGCUUAGUAUGUUAUGUUGUCUGUACAUUUGUGUGUCAUGGAGUGAGUGAGAGACAAAUAGAUUGUGAGAGGAAAGGAGAGCUUUUAGAUAAAAACAAGCUGAGUGUGUAGCUUAUUAGCAUGUAGCUGCUCCUCUUGAACAGAUCUACAAUGAUAGUGGUGCUCUUUGCGGUUUAUUGCAUCUGAGCACACGGUUUGCAGUCUGUCUGCUGCAUAUAUUUAACACAAGCAUAUACUAAAUUAACCAGAGAAAAGUUAAAUAAAUGUCCUGCUACACCCUUAAGAUAAUCUGUGUGUAAGUAUGUGUUGACUUGUGAGAUAAGCUACAUCCAGGACCAGUUAAGAGAGGAAAUGGAAGGAAGAAGAGGAAACAGUUGGAAGGAAAAUAUGAUAAUGAAAGUAAAAUAAACACUGCCCACACCCUCCUUUGCAUUUUACUCUGGUGUGCACUUGUUUUUCUCUGAUCUGUCUUUGUAUUCUAAAGCACCUAUGUCAUCUUAAACUUGUCUUGGACUGCUGUCCUUUCAGUUCUUGUUACCAAGUACAAAAUUGAAGUGACACUCUGUCAAGACAAAAACACUCUCUUUGAGAAACCAACAGGAUGGCGCAUCAGGAUCUGAACUGCAGAAAACAAAUCUUUGCUGCACUAGACAACACAAACAAAUGAACAUUUAAACACACAAACCCAAACUGAAAAUCUGAACGCAUGUUGCCUGUGUGCUCAUGUGUACAAACACUGCCUGUGAACAAUAGCCUUCAUGGACAUGUCUACUGUCAGGACAGAUGCCCUUAUCGGACCUCACAGCCACAAUGGACUUCAACCCACUGCUGAUGGGUUUGCACUCCUGUAGCCAUGUAGAUAUAUCUAAGAUUUUCAGCUGCUUUCAAUGAUGUCUUAAAAUGCCUAAAGCUUCAGCUUUAAAUUAAGCUUCUGCCAUGUAUAGAUUCCUGUAUUACAGUAGGAAAUUGAGGUGUAUACUUGCUGAAUCCCUGAAACUGAAGUAAUUUAGUAUGUAAGUGAAUUGUCUUUCAGGUUUAUACUACAGACAGGAAUGACAGAAUUAUACAAAGAACAUAUAUAUAUAUAUAUACAUAUAUAUAUAUAUAUAUAU
Messenger RNA from Melanotaenia boesemani (Boeseman's rainbowfish), 5277 nucleotides. RefSeq names its product potassium voltage-gated channel, shaker-related subfamily, member 2b (gene kcna2b). Bases 353 to 1855 code for a protein of 500 amino acids. The transcript has 2 exons. Gene Ontology annotation, biological process: protein homooligomerization; potassium ion transmembrane transport. Gene Ontology annotation, cellular component: dendrite; voltage-gated potassium channel complex; axon terminus. The record is from RefSeq and is a predicted model, not a curated record. Gene Ontology annotation, molecular function: protein binding; delayed rectifier potassium channel activity. Lineage: Eukaryota; Metazoa; Chordata; Actinopteri; Atheriniformes; Melanotaeniidae.